Trichoderma atroviride IMI 206040 is the source of this 2160-nucleotide messenger RNA. RefSeq lists its product as uncharacterized. The record is from RefSeq and is a predicted model, not a curated record. Lineage: Eukaryota; Fungi; Ascomycota; Sordariomycetes; Hypocreales; Hypocreaceae. Gene Ontology annotation, molecular function: DNA-binding transcription factor activity, RNA polymerase II-specific; DNA binding; zinc ion binding. Gene Ontology annotation, biological process: regulation of DNA-templated transcription; DNA-templated transcription.
AUGGCGAGCACGUCCCCUAUGCCGUCGACUGCCCAGGCCGGCGAUGGCCCUGAGCGCAAAGACGGCCCCAGAAAGCGGCGGCGGGCGACGGUGGCCUGCCGCAGCUGUCGCCAGCGCAAGACCAAAUGCGACCACAUUGUGCCGGCACAGGCGUCGGACGAGAUGCUUCGGGGCAUGACUAAGUCGGCGCAGGCAUAUAUCCGAUCCUUGGAACGCCGUGUACGCAACUUCGAGGACACUCAUCGAGACAAGCAGCAGCGACCGCAGCCGUCACAUGCUCUGCCCGUGGUCCAGCACAACUCUCCUGUUCCGUCGAUUAUCCAGUACGAGGCCUCGAGGCUGCCGCCAAUGCAGCAUCCCAACCAGUCAAUGGGUUGGCCAGCGGGCCGCAGCUACCACCAACAACAGCAUCACCAUGUCCUCCCAACAACCCCAGACAUAUUCCUCAGCGGCAAGGCUGGCGAGUCUUUUACGCGGCUGAUACUCAACGCCAUGAAUCACCCAUCUGCCAAGCUGGAUGCUCGGUCCUUUACAUCCCCUCGAGACUAUUCUGUCGAGUCGAGGAGCCCAUCUGAUCUAUUCUCACUGCCUCCCAACGCCCAAGAAUUGCUCAAAACAUACUUCGACUUCCACCAUGAACUCACUCCAAUAUUCCAUGUUCCUACCACCAUGGCUCAGUUUGAGCAAGUGUUGAGCAAUCGCCACGCGGCUCGAACGACGGAUCAUAUCUACACACUGGCCAUCCUCAACAUGAUAUGCGCGCUGACUGCGGCGCACAGUCGACGGGGCCAAGAGGGCUCCGACGUUAUAUCUCGAAAGUACUACGACACUGCCAUGCAGCUUAUGCAGCCAAGUCUCAUGUCAGAAUGGAGGAUCGAAAAGGUCCAAGCCUUGCUUCUCGGCGCUCGCUUCCUGCAAAGCUCCAGCUACAGCGACGAGUGCUGGACGGUGCUGGGGCUUGCCAUCCGCAUAGCCUACGAUCUGGAGUUACACCGGCCGCCUGAUCCUGAGAAAUUCGAUUGUAUAGGCCAGGAAGUCCGCAAGCGGGUGUGGUAUGCAUGCUUUGGCCUGGAUCAGCUUCUCAGCAUGAUUUACGGCCGCCCUGCUGCUACCUCGACGGCCACAUUCUCAACUCCUCUGCCAGAAGAUCUAGAUGAUGACUGCAUUCGGCCGAAUCAAUUAUUGUUCCCCUCAGUCCAGGCUACAACUAGCAUGUCAUUUUUUCUACAGGUAUCAAAAUUAUACCGUCUUUUAGAGGCCACAAUGAUGCUGGGCGGCCAACCAACGUUAUCAGACUUGGUUAGACUUGACGAGGAGUUUGAAACUUGGCAGGCCGAAAUGCCUGAUAAUCUUCGCAUCCGCGAAGGCGUACCACCAGACAAAGAAUCAACACUUAUCCUUGCGCUUCGGGCCAACAUGGUUUGCAUAUUGAUCCACAGACAGUCGCUCGUAUCGGGCCUCAGCGCACUUUCAUCAGCAUCUUCUGCUUCGGCUCCAGCUACCAAUGAACCGGAGGGAGGUCGACUACGGGCAAGCGUACUGCAACGUAGCCGACAAGUUUGUGUCAGCACAGCAGAGGAAACCAUUCGUCUGGUAGCUGAGCGCCAUGACCGGACUAAAAAAGCAAUGGGGCCCAGCUGGUUCAAUCUAUACUACUUGUUUACUUCGAUCCUCAUCAUCGUCUCCCAUGUUGUUGAUCCAGAGUUUCGAGACGACCGAAGCGCACUGAUGCACCUAGACCAGGCGGUGACUAUGAUCCGCCAAAUGUCUGGCAACCAUCUCUGUGCGCAACGGGCAUAUGCAUUUUUACAGCAGCUGCUUGGCUUCCUGAAUAGGACGAUACCCGAUGAACGGAGGAGGACGGUUGAGCGGUACAACACCCCUCCGACUGUCAUGCCGGGGAGUGAUAGAUGGGCCGGAGAGGCUACGGCAUAUAGCAACAGCACGACACUACCAGAGGACGGGGCCACGGAAGACGGAGGCGUCGAUUUGUGGUCACUGUGGGACACUACUCAGGAUCUCACCAUGGAUCUAGGCUCUCAGUUAGAGCUCCAUUCGAAUCUAGGCUCGGCCACUUGGUCGUGGGGUGUGGAGAACCCCGGAGCUGCUGAGUCGCUGAUGCGAUCUCCACCAGUUCUCAACGGAGUAGUGCCUGGAUAA